This is a messenger RNA of Panicum hallii, 529 nucleotides long. RefSeq names its product predicted GPI-anchored protein 58. NCBI's taxonomy places the organism in Eukaryota, Viridiplantae, Streptophyta, Magnoliopsida, Poales, Poaceae. Bases 1 to 504 code for a protein of 167 amino acids. The transcript is spliced from 3 exons. The record is from RefSeq and is a predicted model, not a curated record.
AUGCAGCUUGGCAUUUUUGGCAGUGGCUGCUACGAUCCAAGGCUCGCGUCACCAGCCUGCGCCGCGCCCCGCCUGUCUCCGCUUCGCGACACGGGAGCGAAACCGUCGCGCCCCCGUGUCAGCCACCAACCCGCGAACCCUAACCCUAGCCCCGUGCCACAGCCGCAGCGGUGCCGCCACGCGUCCCGGCCCGGCCGUCGAGAACCCCGGCCGCAGCCGCUCCCGAACCCUAGCGCUCCCUAUAAGUCCGAGGCCGCUUCGCCCCAAACCCUAGAAGCCCCAGCCUCCCUUCCGCCGCCGCCACACGAAGAGGAGGAGGAGGAGGAGCCGGAGCUGCGCAAGGAGGAGAAGGCCGACGCCCCGGAGCUUCACCAGGCCGGCGCCCCGUACGACGACCCCAACGCCGCGGAUCUCCCUGCACGGCCUCGACCCACCGGCUCCAACCCGCCACCGCACCGAGCGCCAUCUCCCUCAGCCCCGCCGGACCCGUCCGCGAGGAGCUGACCGACGACCAGGACUACCCGGAGGC